This is a messenger RNA of Gilbertella persicaria, 955 nucleotides long. RefSeq lists its product as uncharacterized. Bases 29 to 955 code for a protein of 308 amino acids. NCBI's taxonomy places the organism in Eukaryota, Fungi, Mucoromycota, Mucoromycetes, Mucorales, Choanephoraceae. The transcript is spliced from 7 exons. The record is from RefSeq and is a predicted model, not a curated record. Gene Ontology annotation, molecular function: mRNA binding. Gene Ontology annotation, cellular component: mRNA cleavage and polyadenylation specificity factor complex. Gene Ontology annotation, biological process: mRNA 3'-end processing.
CCUCUUUUCUUAUUUCUUACUGAUUACUAUGAAUCAAGCUUCUCGGGGUUCUCGCGUUGUGUUUGUUGGCAACAUUCCUUUUGAGCUUUCAGAAGAACAAUUGAUUGAAGUGUUCAAAGAAGUUGGUCCUGUUGCUUCUUUUCGUCUCCUUUUUGAUCGAGACACUGGUAGACCUAAAGGUUAUGGUUUUUGUGAAUUCCUAGAUGCGGAAACAGCAGCGAGUGCAGUUAGAAACUUGAAUGAUUAUGAAAUUGGAGGACGCCAGUUACGUGUUGAUUAUGCUGCUAUGGAUGACAAUCAAGGUAGACCUAGUGGUUACAAUCAAAGUAGGGGAAAUCAUCACUCUCAGCAGCAGCAACUACAACAGCAACAACCUCCACUACUACCUCAAGCGACUAUAGUAUCACAACCACUUCCAGCCAUAACACCACCUCAAAACUCGCUACAAAGCUCCCUAACUCCUUCGCAAGUACCAGUGAAUGUCUCUUCUGCUAAUCUGUCUUCAGUGGAUGAGAUAUCGAAAGUGCUUGCUUCUAUGAAUUCCCAAGACUUAUUUACGUUAAUGAGUCAAAUGAAGCAAAUGUCCUUCGAAAGACCUGAUUUUACGAAAGAAUUUUUGACUUCAAAUCCUCAAGUCGCUUAUGCUUUAUUCCAGGCUAUGAUUAUGAUGAAUAUUGUAGAUCCUAACAUCAUCACUCGUAUUAUGACUUCAGCAAUGACACCUGCUGUACCCGUAAUGCCCAUGGCACAACCUCAGCCUAUACGUCAGCAAGUGAAUACACCACCUAUGUCCCAACCUAUGCCAAUUGUGCCCACUAAUCCAGAAGAUGAUCCAGAACAUCAAAAAGCAGUAUUGAUGCAAGUUUUGCAAUUAACAGACGAACAGAUCAGUUUACUUCCUGCUAAUACCAGAGAACAGAUUAGACAGCUGAAAAGUCAACUGACUAUGCAAUAA